Cinara cedri is the source of this 1092-nucleotide messenger RNA. NCBI's taxonomy places the organism in Eukaryota, Metazoa, Arthropoda, Insecta, Hemiptera, Aphididae. The record is from the annotation of a GenBank genome assembly.
GUUUUAUCUCUAUGUCCUGUGAUAAUGUAAUAUUUGUAUUUACAUUUUACAUACAAAUUAAAAUGUCAGUUUAUAUUAGUUAGACAUUAAUUUACCAGUAAAAUAAUUAGUAUAGUUUAACUUAGAUUAUAAAAACAUGGCUGAGUUAGUAUUAGACAUCAAUAUUCGAGGUUGGGUGUUUUUACCAAUUGUACUCAUCACGUUCCUAGUUGGUGUUAUUCGACAUUAUGUAUCAUUAUUGAUUACUUCUCAAAAGAAAGUGGAGCUUACACAGGUACAGGAUAGUCAAGUGUUAAUCCGUUCUCGCAUGUUACGUGAAAAUGGACGGUAUAUAUCAAAACAAGGGUUCUAUAUGCGCCGUCAUUUCUUUAAUAAUGAAGAAAAUGGAUAUUUCAAGACCCAAAAACGUACAGUUCCCGCUCAAACUGCUAUGCCUGAUCCAAGUAUGAUGACCGAAAUGUUAAAAGGCAAUAUCACCAAUGUGUUGCCUAUGGUGGUCAUUGGUGGAUGGAUCAAUUGGAUGUUCUCAGGAUUCGUCACAACCAAAGUUCCAUUUCCUUUAACUUUGCGUUUUAAACCAAUGUUGCAAAGAGGUAUUUGUUUAAUUUGACAAAUUAUUUUUUAUUAAGUUUAAUAACUAUUUUUAAUUUUUGUUUUUGGUUCUUAGGUAUAGAAUUGGUUUCAUUAGAUGCAGCGUGGGUAUCAUCUGCUUCAUGGUACUUUUUGAAUGUAUUUGGACUUCGAAGUAUUUAUGCUUUAGUUUUGGGGGAAAAUAAUGCGGCAGAUCAAUCCCGUUUGAUGCAAGAUCAAAUGUCUGGCGCUGCAAUGUCCAUGCCUAUUGAUCCAAAAGUAGCUUUUAAAGCAGAAUGGGAAGCAUUGGAAAUUAGCUCUCAUAAAUGGGCUCUGGCCGAUCUUGACAAUGAAGUACUUAGUGUUUUAAUGAAUAAAAGUAAUAAGUAAAAACCUGAUAUAAGUAAACAUGGGCAAACCAUUGAAAGUAAUUUAUUAAGAGCUACAAUUAAAAUUGUUUUCAUUUUCAAUAAUUUAAAUAUGCUACACAUUUUUCAAUGUUCUGUGAAAUGGUAAAUAAUU